AUGAAUGAAGAAGGAGGAUAUCUAGGUGCGAUGACAUAUCAGUGCUUGUAUAGUGGCGUAUUGGAUCGUAUUGUCCAAAAUCGUCGGAAUGACGAUACUGCUGUUUAUAUGAUUCAACGGUUGCGGAGCACUUUGAGACAGGCUGAUAUUUCUUCACCGUCCUUUCUUUUCGAUUUCACGAAAGUUUUGCUGAUGGACUCAGAAUUAAAUGUUAACCUUCAGGAAGCUUUCUUGCGAAGACAGGCAACUGCACCAACUGACGAUUUAGAGUUACCAAAUCUACGUCAAAGAGAAUAUCAGGAAUUGUCAUCGAGGGCAAUUGCUCUACGACGAGUUUUGGCUCGUGUACCUGAAGAGAUGUCUGAUCGACGGACUUUUCUGGAAACAAUAAAGGAGAUUGCUUCAUCUAUUAAAAAACUUUUAGAUGCUACAAAUGCAGUAAUGCAGGUUAUUCACCCAAGCGUUCAACUUUCGGUCGAGAAGCGGAAGCGGGAAUUUGUUCAUUAUUCAAAACGCUUCAGCAACACAUUAAAGGAGUACUUCAAAGAUCAAAACGCAACUCAGGUUUCGACUUCGGCUAACCAGCUGAUUUUCCAAACAGUUUUGUUGAUUAGGACUAUACGGGAGAAAAUGCGGAAGGUAUCUUCUCAAAAAAGUCCAACAAGUAUCGAAGUGAAUAAUCAAUUGUUAAGCAGUGGAUAUAAAUGUGGCGAAAUAAUUGGAAAAGGAACAUAUUCUAAGGUUCAGCUGGCUUCAUCGAAAAAACAUUCUAAAAAUGUCGCAAUUAAAAUUAUCAAUAGACGUUCACAAACCGAUUUCAUAAUUCGCUUUCUUCCACGUGAAUUACAAAUUUUACCAAUACUCAGUCAUUCAAACAUUAUUGAAACUUAUGAGGUAAUCGAUUGUGGUUCAACAGUUUUCAUCAUUCAAGAGUAUGCUGGUGGCAGAGAUUUGUUAUAUCAAAUUAAAAAAAAGGAACGACUCAGUGAAAAUAUAUCCAAAUUUCUCUUUCGACAACUACUUGAGGCACUUAUGUAUUUGAAAACGCUUGAAAUAGCACAUCGUGAUCUAAAAUGUGAAAAUAUAUUCUUGGAUAUCUGUGGGAAUAUUAAACUUGGCGAUUUUGGAUUCUCAAGAUUAAUGCACAGUAAUGAUAUAUCACAUACUUUUUGUGGUUCAAGAGCUUAUGUACCACCAGAAGUGCUUAGAUCGCAACCUUACACGGGUUUCUUUGUUGAUCUAUGGAGUGCAGGAGUCGUAUUAUUUGUGAUGGUUACCGGUUUAAUGCCAUAUGAUGAUCAAAAUCCACGAAGAAUGCUCUCAAAGCAAUUGCAGCAUAGAUUAACAUUCCCUCGUAAAAUAUUGCUAAGCGAAGAAGUAAAAACUUUAAUUUACGAAAUAUUACAUCCAAUACCAUCUCAGCGUAAGCAAUACUCGGAUAUUCUGAUAUCAACUUGGCUUGCGGAUACUCCGUAUAAAUUUCGAACAACAAACAAUUGUAACAAAGAUGAUAUACUAGAGUGUCUAUAA
Molecule: messenger RNA, 1530 nt
Organism: Cercopithifilaria johnstoni
Lineage: Eukaryota; Metazoa; Nematoda; Chromadorea; Rhabditida; Onchocercidae
Source: the annotation of a GenBank genome assembly